UCAUUAUAAAAGAGAAUGACUAGAAUUUAAUUUCGUCGAUCUCAGCGAGGAACAAAGAUAUGAUGAAGAAGGAAGACCUUACGGAUAAGGGUCGGACCUUGUCUGUGGAUCCAAAUCUACCACGAUGGGCAUGCCAGAACUGUCGCCACUCCCUUUCUAUCGUCGGCGCCGAUUCUUACGCCGACAAAUACUUAAACGACUCUGCUCGCUCCACAAUGCAGGGCUCUUCAAUUCAUGCGGCCAACAGUGUGCUAGGUUCAACCAGGAUGGAUAAUUCUUUUGUUGUGUUGCCAAAACAAAGGCUUCAGUUGCAAGGGGUACCUCCACGUCCUCGUAGUGCAGCUAGCCAACCUGAUGUGGGCCAGUCUGGAAAAUCAAUGGAUGAAUCUUUUGUGGUUGUGUACAAGUCUGAGUCUCCGUCUGAUGGAAGUGGGGCCCAAUUACUGUCACCAGAAGGAGGAGCAAAUGGUCCUUUACAGCCAAACAAUUCUGGCUUCCAUUCAACUAUAACUGUCCUUAAACGUGCUUUUGAGAUUGCCAAAACCCAGACACAGGUUGAGCAACCUUUAUGUCUUGAGUGCAUGAGGGUGUUGUCUGAUAAACUUGAUAAGGAGGUUGAAGAUGUAACAAGGGACAUUGAAGCAUAUGAAGCCUGCCUUCAGCGCUUGGAAGUGGAGUCACAAGAUGUCCUUAGUGAGGCUGAUUUUCUCAAGGAGAAAUUAAAGAUUGAGGAAGAAGAAAGAAAACUUGAAGCAGCAAUAAAAGAAACAGAGAAGCAGAGUGCAGAAGUACAUGCUGAACUGAAGGAACUGGAGUUAAAAUCUAAACGUUUUAAGGAACUGGAAGAGCGGUAUUGGCAGGAGUUCAAUAAUUUUCAAUUUCAAUUGAUUGCUUAUCAGGAAGAGAGAGAUGCAAUCUCAGCUAAAAUUGAAGUUUCGCAAGCACAUUUAGAGUUGUUGAAGAAAACCAAUGUAAUGAAUGAUGCCUUCCCCAUCUUUCAUGAUGGAGAAUUUGGAACAAUCAAUAAUUUUCGGCUUGGACGACUUCCUAAAAUUCCUGUCGAAUGGGAUGAGAUUAAUGCUGCCUGGGGCCAAGCUUGCCUUCUCCUCCACACAAUGUGCCAGUAUUUCCGUCCAAAGUUUCACUAUCGGAUAAAAAUACUUCCUAUGGGGAGCUACCCACGGAUAAUGGACAGCAGCAACAGUACUUAUGAACUGUUUGGUCCGGUGAAUUUGUUUUGGAGCACUCGCUACGACAGAGCAAUGACAUUGUUCUUGACAUGUCUGAAGCACUUCGCUGAGUUUGCAUAUUCUAAAGACCUAGAAAAUAACAUUCCACCUGAUAAAUGUUUCAAGUUGCCAUACAAGAUUGAAAAUGACAAAGUUGAAAAUUACUCUAUCACACAGAGCUUCAAUAAGCAAGAAAAUUGGACCAAAGCUCUCAAAUACACUCUCUGCAAUUUGAAGUGGGCUCUCUACUGGUUUGUUGGGAACACUAACUUUCAACCCCUAAAUGCAACGGUGGCUUCCCCUACUGAAGUACCUGCUGGAGGAUCUGUGUACUCGAAGCGUGGCACUGACAUCAAAUCUUCAGCUCGUAACUCGUCAAAGCCAUGAUAUAGAAAUGUGAUUUAUGUUAAUCAGUAUGUAAAUAGAAACUGUUCAAUAUGCUCUGUCUUGUGCAGUUAAUGGCAUGAUUCAUUACAUUUUAAA
Molecule: messenger RNA, 1712 nt
Organism: Pistacia vera
Lineage: Eukaryota; Viridiplantae; Streptophyta; Magnoliopsida; Sapindales; Anacardiaceae
Product: beclin-1-like protein
Exons: 10
Coding region: 60-1616 (518 amino acids)
Biological process (GO): cellular response to nitrogen starvation; autophagy; late endosome to vacuole transport
Cellular component (GO): phagophore assembly site; phosphatidylinositol 3-kinase complex, class III, type II; phosphatidylinositol 3-kinase complex, class III, type I
Source: RefSeq, a predicted model, not a curated record